Messenger RNA from Cydia fagiglandana, 4312 nucleotides. RefSeq lists its product as uncharacterized. The coding region runs from base 153 to 1571 and encodes 472 amino acids. Gene Ontology annotation, biological process: cobalamin transport. Gene Ontology annotation, molecular function: cobalamin binding. The transcript has 11 exons. Lineage: Eukaryota; Metazoa; Arthropoda; Insecta; Lepidoptera; Tortricidae. The record is from RefSeq and is a predicted model, not a curated record.
CCCACUUCAGUACUCGCCUGCCCGCCGUUGCGAACGGUCGCGCGCUCGCGGCACUCCCACCUCGAACUUUCAUCCAAAUACCAAAUUAAGUGUUUGAAUCCAUCGAUGACGUAAGCAGAACACGGAAUUAAGCUGUCAAAAGGAAUACUUCGAUGACCAGCAUGGCCCGUCACCUGUUCAGUCUGUGCGCGCUCCUGGCGCUGUCGGCCGCCCGAGGUCAGACUGAAACUGAACCGCCCACCACUAUCACCACCAAACCGCCACCCACCACCACCACAGCGGCGACUACCACUGUCGCCUGGGAGACCAAGACCCUGAACGAGGGCCAGGCCAUUCAGAAGGCCUUGCAGUAUCUGCUGCAACACCGGCAGCCGGAUUGGGGCUGGGGGAAUGAUACGCAUGAUGUCAUGCUCACUCUUCAGCUUGCAAACAACACUGGAAAGGAGAUAGAGCAGCAGGGAUUGGAGAUGCAGCUCUCUGCCAAACAAAUGGAGAUCGAGAUUCUACUCAUGAUGUCAAAGCACCACGAGUCUCCCCCGCCGCUGGCGCGCCUUGCCGCCUACACCCUCGCCCUCGGCGCUCUCUGCAAGGACCCUCGCUCCUUCCACGGACGAGACCUGGUAGCAGCCCUUCUCCACCGCGAGCCACCACAUGACUUCGACUUCGCCUAUGCUACUCUGGCUGCCUGUUCGUCUGCAGCUCAUGUCAGACGUCGCCAUAUCAGGCGGCUGCUGGAUAUCGCUAACGCUGCCGCUGAUCAUAGCCUUGAUACAAUCUCGAUGGUGAUCCUGGCGUUGCGCUGCGUAGUCCAAGACCACCGCCACCGCAGUCUACUCCAUUUCGUGCGGCGCCCCAUGGCGGGCCUGGCGCGCCAGCAACAUCCUGACGGCGGGUUUGGGACGCAGCUGACGACCACCGCUCUGGCUAUACAGGCUCUAGAGGACUCUGACAGUGGACCAGGCGCUCAUCAGCACUGGAGCCUUCCUUCAGCUCGCAAAUGGCUGCUGGAGCGGCAACAAGCUGACGGCGGUUGGGGAGACGUUCGUGACACUGCUGCUGCCGUUGCUGCCCUCACUCCUGCUUCCCUGGCAGCAGUCAGGCCACCGCAUUGCAGGAACAAGCUGCAGGAUAACCGGAAUGAAUCCCUAGAUAACAACAACGGCGACGGCAGCCUGAAGAUGUCAUACCUGUCUCACACGAGCAACGAGUCGGACGCGCGCAACGUAUCCUUCACCUACACUCUAUGGCUUGGCACUAACGUCACUGAGAACUACACGCUCUACAUGAUGGCUCCAAGAAACAUCUCUUUCUACCACGUAAUGCAAAUGGCAGCCGAGCAAGACCCGAAGUUCAAGUUUGAAGCCAGUGAGUGGCCGAACGGGCAUUACGUCCACACGCUCGCCGGACAUAAGGAAGAACCGAUGGGCUAUCAUUACUGGUUGCUGUACCGUCUGACUGAGAUUCCUGACCCGGCCAGCCCGCCUGGCAACCAGCUUGUGGCUCCAGUUGGUGUCGACGACCUCUUGGUAGAGGACGGGGAGCACUAUCUCUUCUGGUACAAGAAGCUGUAAAUCUCAAUUUUCCUUUGCUGCGCUACCAGCGGCAUCUUAGAUCGUAGGUAUCUUGAAGGACUUUGCUAGAAACUUAAUAGUAUUUUAACGGAGGCACAAACUAAGCAGUGAAAUAAUUCGUUCGCAAUUAUCAGUUUGUUCGGAACUUAUGCGCAGAAUUUCAAGAAAGUAAAACAUUGUGAGGAAUCCGGGCUAAUUCCAAUACGGCCUAGAUAUCCCUUUAAGUUAAAAGUUCACAUAGCAUAAUCGUAGUUUUUGUGAAUAAAGCAUGUGCCGAUGCUUGGAAUUGAGAAGACAAGGCCCGGACUCACUUAGGAUUAACCAAUUCGUUGCGUGUUCCAUUUUCGAAAACUUUUGGCUGUGGCGCGGAACAAUAAUUCCAUGACACGGCAGCCAUGCCAUGCGCCAUAGAAUAUGAUGACACUCCUCCCGUGUUAAACGCCACACGUAAAAAAAAACAUUUAUGACACGGCAGGCGUGUCAUCAGCACCGAAUCGGUUAAGGAAGCGCUAAUACCUAAAGAAUCUGCAAAUAUCAGAUAUCUACAGUUUGCAUCUGUGCGCUCUGGGUUUUUGUGUACGCCGUAUCAUGCAUAGCGAGAUUGUGGAUUGUGGGCAAGGGGGAACCAAAAAGGCAAGUGGAAAAGGGGAAAUCAUGAAAUCGCCCUCGCAACUCGUGCGCAAACUAUAGACACUACAUCUUGACAUCUAACUUGCGAACGAAAUGUUUGACAUCUGCUGUUCUUAUAAUAAUAGUAUCAAAUUAGGAUCUAGUAUUUUCUUCAUUAUACCGGCUCAUUUAGUAUUUAAACUAUUUAUUUCCUUGCUUAGGAUAUUGACAAGUUGUGACGCAUACCAAAUCUUUAGUGUAGUCUAUUUAAUUAAUCAAAAGACUAUUCGAUCCAGCUUUUAAAAUCAUUUCAGUAAAUAAUGUCGCUAAGGCGAUUCACAUACUGACACCGCAAUAUGCCGCAGAGAGCGGAGUGACUAACUUAGCAAUGGAUUUUUUUUUAAUAUAACACGCCCGACUGUCUCAGCCCCGGUGUGAAAACCGCCUAAAUGUCAUUCUUUGGCAGAUCGUGGUAUGAGUGUGUGAAUCGCCUUAGAAAUAAUGACAACAUUUUUUAACUUAUAUGGUUUUACAAGUUUUUGGAUAAGAACAAUAUUUUUAAUGUAAAUAUUUCUGUCAAUGUUGGUACCUAUUUGAUUGUGACUAGCCGUACUUUUUUCUAAUCUUGAGACCUACAAGCCUGAGCGGUUACCGCGUAAACCGGAAUUCGCAAAUUGCGGGGAUCUUUCUCUUUUACUCCAAUGAAGGCGUAAUUAGAGUGACAGAGAAAAAUCCCCGCAAUUGGCGAACUUCGAUUUUCGCGGUUAUAGCCCUGGUUUUAUCCAUACAAAUCCAGAAAAAAGGUGUUAGCGAAUAUGUUGUACUAAAAAAAUUAUCGGUUGGAUAGAUUCGACUUUUUAAAACUAGACUCUAUGCCGCACGGAUUUAAGUAUAAUUUCAAAUAAAUUUGUUUUAUAUACGUGCGUUAAUUCGUAUGUGGUAAAAAGCAGACAAAAUAAAAUAUAAAUCUCUAAUUUUUGCUUCGUUUAGGUUUUAUGGUUUUUUUUUUUGUACAAUUAUUAGUUUCUCUACUUAAAAAAUAUUGCAAUACUUAUUAUAGGUAUGACUUAUUUAAAUACCUACAUUUUGUAAAGUUUACAGUGAGUUGUAUUGUUUUACGAAAAUCCAUAUUUUACAAUGAUAUUUUAAUUGUUAAAUCAUAACCAAAUAAACAAACAGCAAACACUGUUUAGGAAUUAAAACUAUUAAUAGAAAAUCUAUCUAAUUCUGAUAUCAUCAUUUUUAUACUUCAAAAUAUUGAUGUUACUGUUAAUAUUAUUAAUAGACAUUGAGUUAGUUGGGCAGUAUGUACAUUAGCUCUGUAGACACCCACAGUGAACUUUCCUAUAAUUAUUGUGACUAUGGAAAUAAUUUAUUGCUGCCAAGCAAUUCCAAGCUCGAUAUGGCUUUGAAAAGCUGUAGGGUCAAGGCGGGAUCAGUGGCUCAACGUAAACAGUGGCUCAGUCGCCCAAAUAUGCUCAUGGUCUGAUAAAACAUGGUCUUCUCUUCCCAGAGUGACACAAGCCUACGUCACAAUAACAUGGCCGCUAUACGUAGCGCUAUCGCAUAUUAUCAUAUAGCGCUGUAGCAUGAUGACGUAGGUUUGUGUCAGUCACGUGACCACGAAAAGACGGGAAGAGAGUACCAGGUGGAGUAUAUUAUCAUACCAUGCUAUACACUAUAGCACCCUUAGGUAGGUACGUGUUAGAAUAACCAUUGGUAAAAAUACCGUUUGGUAUGUUCUAUCCCUUUUCGGUAAUCCGACCAUUAGGAAAACAUCGUGAAGAGACGUACAGCAGCGCAGCGUAAAAAAUUGUUACGCCAAUUCUUUGGAUUAGGUUGCCGAAUCGGACGAAGUGCAGUUGAGAUUGACUUCUCAAUAUUGUGGCAUAUCAUGUUCACACACGUUUCCUAUUGACUUUGAAGUGAUUUAUUUUAAAAUUUUCUAUAUACUAAAUUGUAUGGCAGUAAUGAAUUAAUUCGGUGGACAUUUCUGUGUGUAAUCUUCAAUAGUAAUAGAAAUUAAUAAUCAUUUUAGAGGAGACUGAAAUGACUCAAAUAUUAAGUGCAUUAGUAUGACGUUUUUAUUGUACCUACUGAAUGGUUCUUAAUAAUAAACUAUUAUAAAACUA